This is a messenger RNA of Malania oleifera, 543 nucleotides long. RefSeq names its product auxin-responsive protein SAUR50. Bases 90 to 494 code for a protein of 134 amino acids. The transcript has a single exon. The record is from RefSeq and is a predicted model, not a curated record. Gene Ontology annotation, biological process: response to auxin. NCBI's taxonomy places the organism in Eukaryota, Viridiplantae, Streptophyta, Magnoliopsida, Santalales, Ximeniaceae.
ACCGUUAAUGAAAUAUUCCAAGCAAAAAAUUAAGAAAGAAAUUAGCUAGCCAGUCGAUCGAAUUACUAUUAAGAAAUAAAUUAGCGAAAAUGGGUAUGCUUCGGAGCAGCGACAUUAACAAGAAGAACAACGUUAACAUCAAUGGUAUCGUGAAGAAGCUCCGGCGGAGUCUCUUCAUAAGCAAGAAACAGCCAUUCUCCAACGGCAACAGCUUCGAGGACUCCUCAGCGUACGUGCCAGAGGACGUGAAGGAAGGCCACUUUGCGGUCAUAGCGGUGGGCGCCGGGGAGAAGCCCAAGCGGUUCAUCGUGCCCUUGACGUCCCUGACGCACCCGGCGUUCGUCAGCCUGCUGGAGCACGCUGCCGAGGAGUACGGGUUCUACCACCAGGGUGCGUUGACCGUCCCCUGCCGGCCCAGCGAGCUGGAGCGGAUCCUAGCGGAGCAAUGCUGGCCGGAGCUCAGACGACGGCCCAGAGUCCAGCGCCGGCUUUAAGAGUUUUAGUUUAAUUUUAGGAACUUAUAUAUAUAUAUCUAUAUAUAAU